UUACGAGUAGCUGAGUAUGAGUACGACUACGAGUACGAGUAUGAGUAUGAGUUUGGCCGCGGCGGAGUUAACUUGUGGAAGAGACCGCUCGUCAGUGUGCCUUAACGCGCAGACUCGCGAACACGCGUCUCCGAUUCCAAAUUCACGUUUUUACAUUACGCGCAGGUACAAACAUUAUCAUAAUAUAUAUACUUUUUUUAUUUCAUUUUACACCCAAUAACACCGCCGCUAAUACCCCUCUCCUACCGAACAAGUGUUUACAAUUAUUGUAAUUUUAAUCUUCAUUUGCAUACUUAAUCCGUCCGUAUUGUCUAUUUCUCCGGUGUUCGAUCCUGAUACCCAAGUCGAAAAUUUUUAAAAAUAACUGUGUCAAAUUUUAAAUCAAUCAAACAGUGACGUGAAUUUCAAUAGCAAUGUGAUAUAUUUUUUUUAUGGUUAUUACCCAUAACAAGUGAUUUAAAUAUUAAUAAAAAAAAUAUUAGUGUUUGUUAUCGAUGGGUUAGUUGGCCAUGUAUAAAUUAAAAGAGUAAAAAUAAUUUUAAAAAAUAUUACGGCUGUAAGUUUUUAGUCGAAGAUAGAAAAUAGAUGCAAGUUGUAACUAAGGAUAGAGAAGUUGUGAUCAAUAACCUGGGUACAUACACUGUACAUAUUUGUACGAUACUGCAUACGUCGCUAAAUGUAUGUAUUAUAUGUAUAUGUAUAUGUAUAUAUAUAUAAUAAAGAGUAGGAGGCGAAGGAGGUGAGGAAGAAACGGGCGAAGGGAAAUUGUGAGGAAGGAAGGCGCGUACGACUCCUGUAUAAUAUUUUAUCUCUCUCGCCAUUUGGUGUUUCGUAUCGGACUUACCUGCACGACCUACAUACCACAAUAUAUAUGCUGUUGGUGUAGUAUAUUUUAUAUUGUGUACAUGUGUGUAUAUGUAUAUAUAUAUAUGUAGACAAGUUGAGUUGUUAUGCCGGUAAAAAGGACGAAGCCGAGUCUCAUGGGGUAAACAAGGGAUGACUUAGGAACGAGAAGGCAGUAAAAUUUUUACAACUUGUUAUUGUUGUCGGACUGGACUACAGAUCUUCGAUUGAGAAUCCUGGACCAUGAGAGUCAAUGGAGAGUUCGGAGGGAUUUUUUUUUAUGACUGGAGAUUCAUAAGGACGAAGAUGUGCGUAAGCCUGAGGAUAAUCGGGAAUAGAAAUCGAUAGUCUGUUUUUGGAGACGGAUACUGAGCUGGCUGAUUGCUGACAAUGAGUUGGGAUUGUGUUGUUUGAGGAAGUCUGGAUGUGAAAGUAAAGAUUGUGGAUUGAGUGAAGAUAAAUGGUAAGAACCGUCCCGGAAGAUAGUACGCGAAAAGAAGUUACCGGUACACGAAGUUGAAUUAUUUUUAGCAAGUUACCUGGCUGUUAAGCUAAACCGGUUUUUGUAUAUUGUAUAUCCUGGAAGAACGAGAAUAAAAAGAAAUAGAAGAAGAAGAAGAAGAAGAAGCGAAGAGUCUGCAGAUAUCUUUCGAGGCUCAUGUGAUAGAUCCUCAAAAAAGGAUACUCGGGAAUCGCUGGAGGACUCACGCGAGACAGAACUCUUUUUGUUUUGUCGAUCGUUAAAAUCGAAAGUCCCUCGUAAAAAUUCCUACCAUAGUCUGAGUAGACAUAGAGAAGGCCCAAGAAGCAGGCAAGAGAGAAUGAUAAAUAAUUUUCGAUAAUCGGUAGCUUGAUUUUUAAGUAAAAGAGGCUCUUUGAUAACACAGGAAUUUAUGUGCGUCAGGUGGUUUAUGAAAUUUUUUAUCGCUUGCACAACUGAAUAAAUAGGAAAUACACUCACUCAUAUGUUACUUUGAUAGACAUUUUAAAUUUAUCUGUGCGUUAUUCGCCGUGAGCUAAAUUUUAUAAUGACAAUGGUAUCGUCCGAUAAGAAAUAUUAAUAAAUAUCGAAUAGAUAUACUUUAUAUUAAAUAUAAAGUAACGAAAUUGCCAGAUAGUUAUACUCUGAAGACAGUCGAUACAAGUCUUGGUAAUAGUAUUUAUUAUAUGGUGUAAUGGAAGAUUGCGGUGCCCGUUGGCGAGGUCGGUAAAGAGAAAGUUUUCUAUUUUGAUCUUUACUAGACAUCAGGCUGCUAACCACUGGUUUUUAAUGCCGGAAAUAAUCACCUGGUUUUUUAGAGGCUUCUGUAAAAAUAUCAGCUAUUAAUUAUUUACUGGGUACUAAUGAAUGAAUUAAUAAAUAAAUAAAUAUUUAAAUAAAAAUAAAUAGAGUGAAUAUUAUUGGGAGAUUGGAGUCUUGUAAGAGAGAGAAAGACAGAAAUAAUUGAGGACAACGGUAUGAAGAAUGGCGGAUACGAGAAACCGUCAAGGUGUGCGCGGGAUCGCUGCCACUACGACCGAUCCCAGAAGAGGAAAACAUCGCGCGUUGGCAGCUCGCGGGGCCGCGGGUGCUCUGGUCCUGGGGAUUCUCGCGGUUGUCCUCCAAUCUGCGGCAACGGCAACUCCGAUGUGGGGAUACUUCACCAGUCCUGACCCUGGAAUAUCCGCAGAAAAAGGAUACUUUGGACCUUGGAGACAAUGCAAACUCUUACUUUAUAACCGAGAAAGAUGCGGCACGGGCGUAUCCAGAUUUCAGCCAGUCAUGGUGGUCUGGGUCGCUGGAAUAGCAGCGGCAAUAGCAUCUGGACUCCUUGCAAUUUUAGUAUUACUGGCAGUACUCCAGCUAGCCAUGGCCUCUUCGGCGAAGCGAAUGGUAAUCUCAUACAGCACAGCCUUGAUCGGCAAAGUUGCACUUGGCACACUGGCCACCUGUUUGUCGAUAGUUGCUGCGAGUUUAUUUGCAAUGCAGACUGACGACCGAGCCAAUAGUUAUAUUAUUACACGUGGAGAAGCUUUUUAUAUGCAGUUGGGCGCAAUCGUACUGAAUUUCGGCGUCCUUAUAUCCUCUAUUUACGAGGGUAUUUAUGCCAGGAGAGGAGGAGAUCCGACGAAGAUACGGGAUGUUAUUGAUGUACGUUCUACGACAAUAAAUAAUCCCGGGUACAGAGAAAAUUCCACCAAUGGAAUUUCCAUGACUGAUGCAAGUGGAAAGCCUUAUGUCGGUGGUGCCAAUAAUGGAUCGAUGGUGUCAGUGACAACUUCCGGAAGUGUCGGAAGUGCAGCAUCACCACUACGUAGUUCACUAAAAAAGCCAAAACCUCUGGGGAUCCAGAACCCUGGUUUCUCAACCCACAGCCCGACUCUGUCAAGAAACGGCUCUCAGAAAAAAGUACGGAUACAAACACAUUCAACAGAAGUCUAGGGAUACAUAUAUACAUAUUUAUAUACAUAAUUAAACUACUAAUUAUAAUUAGUAAAGUAAUUUAUUACUAAAAAAAAAGUAAUUUCCGACUUAUUUUAAUUAGCGCUUAAUUGUAAUUGAGAAUUGCAAUUAUAAGUAAUCAAAUGUGUUGUGAUAGAUAUGAACGCACGAUUUUUAAAAAACAUGUGCACUUUUAUGUUAUGCGAUUUAAAUUCUCCCGGCGUCGGAGGAUUUCUACGAGGAAGAAUGAGGAUAGAAAGGGCGCAUGAUAAAACUAAAUAUGAUAUUGUAAUUUAAGUUGAAUAUAUUAAUUUAUAUAUUCCGUCCAGCCCUUCGUCGGCAGCUAACCGUUAAACGGUAUAAAACAGAGAUAUUUAUAUACACAUAUACAUUUAUAUAAAUAUACAUUUUUUAGUGAUUCUCUUAAUAUAUUUAAAAAAAUAUAUAUAAAUAGAGAUUAAUUAUUAUUGAAUUUUAAAUAUUUAC
Molecule: messenger RNA, 3751 nt
Organism: Microplitis mediator
Lineage: Eukaryota; Metazoa; Arthropoda; Insecta; Hymenoptera; Braconidae
Exons: 6
Coding region: 2309-3265 (318 amino acids)
Source: RefSeq, a predicted model, not a curated record